GACGCUUCCGGGAGGUCACUUCCUGCCCUGUCUCCUAGCAACGGCUGGAAGCGUUGUGGACGUCCGGGCUGCGGUGGCGCUGGUCUGAACCCGGAGUCUCGCCGUCUGCGCGAUGGCAGAGGUGGAGGAAACCCUAAAGAGGAUCCAGAGCCAUAAAGGGGUUAUUGGAACGAUGGUUGUCAAUGCAGAAGGCAUUCCGAUCCGAACAACCUUGGACAACUCGACAACAGUUCAAUACGCAGGUCUUCUUCAUCAGCUGACAAUGAAAGCCAGGAGCACAGUCCGCGAUAUUGAUCCUCAGAACGACCUAACUUUCCUUAGGAUCAGAUCAAAAAAGCAUGAAAUCAUGGUAGCCCCAGAUAAGGAAUAUCUUCUGAUUGUCAUUCAGAAUCCAUGUGAAUAGACCUGCUAUGGCCGAGUCUGUCCUGUGACGCUGGGUUGAGAACACUUCACUCUUUCAUAAUUACUAAGAUUAUAUUCUAAUCUAACUGGUCUUUUAGAGAUUCUUUUUACUUUUACAUUUAAACUAUUCUACACGUCUCAUUUAGUCCCUUUUGAAUGUCUUGUAAAGUUGUGAUUUAGCUAUAUAGUUAAUAAAUUCUGGUAUGUACGUCUCUUGUUUUAUAAUACAUAAAACUGAGGGAUUCU
Ceratotherium simum simum (southern white rhinoceros) is the source of this 648-nucleotide messenger RNA. RefSeq names its product dynein light chain roadblock-type 2 (gene DYNLRB2). Gene Ontology annotation, cellular component: cytoplasmic dynein complex. The record is from RefSeq and is a predicted model, not a curated record. Gene Ontology annotation, biological process: microtubule-based movement. NCBI's taxonomy places the organism in Eukaryota, Metazoa, Chordata, Mammalia, Perissodactyla, Rhinocerotidae.